AUAGACGGUAAAAAGAUGGCGGAUGACAAGAGCAAUAGCAUAGGCAAUCAUUACACUAAUAAACGGUUCUGGAGCCCUUCCGUUCGCGGAGCGGCGGUGGUGUUUAUCUGUAUACUGUUGGCCGAGCCUGCGCGAGCCACCACGCACUGGGUGGUGACAGAGGACGGCAAAAUCCAGCAGCAGGUGGAUUCUCCUCUUAACUUGAAACAUCCCCACCAUUUAGUUCUUUUCAUGCAACAAGAGACUCGUGUGAACUACCUCAAGAAGUUAGAGAAACAGCUAGUUGCUCAGAAGAUUCACAUUGAAGAGAACGAGGACCGGGAUACUGGUUUAGAGCAGCGACAUUAUAAAGAGGAUGCUGACUGUGUCACAGCUAAAGUUCCUCUGGGAGACUUGGAUCUCUAUGAUGGCACUUUUAUAUCCCUGGAGAGCAAAGACAUAAAUCCAGAGGAUUUUUUGGAUCAGAUAUCACCUCUACCUCCAGACCUGGAAAAACCUGACUGCGCUAAAAUUCUGGAUCUCCCUUAUAGCAUUCAUGCAUUUCAGCACCUCAGGGGUGUACAGGAGAAGGUAAACUUAACAUCACCCUUGCUUUCAAAGGAUGACCCAAUCUUUACCUCCCUGUCUCUUAAGCUGGGACAGAGUGUGGAUGAGAUUGGGCAUCGGAUACACCAGGCCCUUCUAAAAAAUUCCUCUUCAUGGGUGCUUUAUAACUUGGCCUCCUUCUACUGGCGGAUGAAGAAUGAACCCAGGCGAGCUGUGGACUGUGUGGUCCGUGCCCUCCAUUUUUCUCCAAGGCAGCACAAAGAUGUUGCUCUCAUCAAUAUGGCAAACAUACUUCACAGAGCACACUUCUCGGCUGACGCCGCCAUUCUCGCCCACGCUGCUCUGGAUCUCACUACCGAUCUCCUAACCAGCCAUUACACCCUGGGCAACAUUUACGCUAUGUUGGGGGAGUAUAAUCACUCCGUGCUGUGCUAUGAGCAGGCCCUGCAGGCUCAGCCGGGCUUUGAGCAGGCCCCGAGGAGGAAACAUGCCGUCCUCUGUCAGCAGAAGCUGGAGCAGCGGCUUGAGGCUCAACAUCGGUCUUUGCAACGCACCCUGAAUGAACUGAAGGAGUACCAAAAGCAGCAUGAUCAUUACCUGAGGCAGCAGGAGAUGCUGGACAAGCACAAGCUCAUUCAGGAAGAGCAGAUCCUGCGAAAUAUCAUCCACGAGACCCAAAUGGCUAAAGAAGCUCAACUCGGAAAUCACCAAAUGUGUCAUAUGGGCCAGCAGAAGUUCACCCUGCACUGCCCGUAUGACUUGCCUGUACGGUAUCACCGUGGAGAACUGUUUGAAAAUGUCCACUACAUUCAGUUUGGUGAGGAAGUGUCAGUAGCCAGCAGUGUUGCUCUGGUGUCCGAGUUAAGUGUGAAUGAGAGUCACAGUCCUCAGCAGUCCUACACCGUGUCUUUAGGACGGGAACCUGCAGCCCACUGGGACAAGGAGACCACCUCCACCGAUGUAAGAGAAAGUCAUAUGGUGCUGUGGCCCAGGAGGUCAGACUGUGCAAAAAAAUUCCCCACUAUUCCCCCUGUGCACCUACUUCCCACCUAUUACCUGCCACCUGAGUCCCGCAACUUUAAGGCUCUGAAUAUCCUUUUGGAGAGCAAAAGUCCUCCAUCAUCAGCAAAGACGCCGGAUUGCAGCUUUAAGAACCUUGUCACUGCUAGAGACCCACUGGACUCUCUGGCCUGGGCCUUAGAGAAGGAGCUGCAUGACCCACAUGCUGCUGAGGUGUUGCUGAAGCGCAGUGGUGGGAGGAGUUUGGAGCAAACUGGAGCACUGAUUGCUCAGGCUCUGGACAAGCCUCACACCCUGUUAAGUCUGGUCAACAUUCACCUCUCUCAGGGAAACCUGACUGGCGCUCUGGCCGUGUUUCGUCAGGCCCUGACUCUCACAGUUCACUGUCCCCAGUGUCGUGCCAGCCUGCCUCUAAUGCGCUGUCUCCAGUUUUACCCCUUCCUUUACAAUCUCCAGCACCAGGCCUGUCCAUCUGGCUCUGGCUGUGAGGCAGAGGACGACACAGAGCUGGAGGAAUGGGACACUGCCAGCAGCAGCAGCAGGCAGGAGGCCUGGGACACUGAUGCCAUGCCUGUGUCUGCUUUAGAAGACUCUCUUCUCUUUGAGAAGGUGGUGGUGGACAGCAACGGUUCAGGGGAGGCGAGUGGGCAGGACAGGGUCCGAGAGCAAAAGACUGACGGGGUGGAGGAAGAGGAGCAGGACUGGCGUCUGAGAGAAGAGCUGAUAGGAGCAUUUGAGGGGGCUCUGGACAUGAACGGGAGGACAGGGGACCUACGGGGCAUCCGCGUGCUGAAAAACGACAGGGUUAUGGGGUCGAGAGCGGGAGGACCCUGCUUCGGUAACUGUGAGGAUGAUGAGGGAGCUGAAUGGAUAACAUUCCAGGUGAAACGUGUGAAAAAGCCCAAAACUGAUAACUCGGAGGGCUGGGUGGGAGAAGGAGAUGUUCAUCAGAGUGAACCUGCAGCAAGCAACUCCAUCCUUGAGAUCAGUGGACCCACAAUCCCCUCGCCUGGACCCUCAGAGAGAUGGAAGGACUACAGCAGUCUGGGUUGGCCCGGUCCAGAGGAAUGUCAGCGCACGCGUCGUGUGGACCUCACAACUGUGGCUAGUACCUGGCUGGCUGUGUCUGCCAAGAACAUAGAUAUCACAGAGCAUAUAGACUUUGCCACACCGCUUCAGGAGCCAGCAGUGGAGCCGGUGUGUAAUGCCAAUCUCCCUGCCAGUAUGCACACACUGGACCAUCUGAGCGGAGUGGCCAACCGCGGAGGCAUUCACUAUACUGGAGAGAGUCAACUCAGAGAGGUGUUGCAGAAUCUGGGAAAAGAUCAAUUUCCCUCACAGUCUUUUGAACAAGUGGGAACACGUAUUGCAAAGGUGUUGGAAAAGAAUCAGACAUCCUGGGUUCUGUCCAGCAUGGCAGCAUUGUACUGGAGGGUGAAAGGUCAGGGAAAGAGAGCCAUCGACUGCCUCCGCCAGGCUCUGAACUACGCUCCUCACCACAUGAAGGAUGUGCCUCUCAUCAGUCUUGCCAACAUCUUCCAUAAUGCGAGGCUAUGGGAGGACGCCCUGACUGUGGCACGCAUGGCAGUGGAAAUUGCUCCUCACUUUGUGGUUAACCAUUUUACUCUGGCAAAUGUUUAUAUAGCUAUGGAGGAGUUUGAGAAGGCCAUGCAUUGGUACGAGUCGACUCUAAAACUCCAGCCAGAAUUUGGGCCAGCCAAAGAUCGUCUGCGCACCAUCCAAUGCUACCUCCUCUCCAAGAGGGACAGGCGAGCUCCCUGAGGACACAACGCACACACACACACACACACACACACACACACACACGCACAAACGUAACAUUAUCAUUGCUCCUUAAUCUUAGCUAUCAGUGAGGAACACAGUGUUUGUCUAUUUGUUGUCUUAAUUUCAUAAAUAUAGACCAUAUCAUUACUGUUAAUAAGGUUGGUGUUCAUUUGAGCUAUGAAAACGGUUUCCCUUUUUUCUGAUCUUUACAAAAAAUUUUAUGAUGUUGUUUUAAGGCUUAAGGGUUAUUUAUUUCUAUAAAACAUCUUGUUAUUCCUAUAAAGGGAUAUUUUGGCUGGGGUCGAGAUCCAAUGUUUUAAUGUGUCGGACUGUAUUUGAAUGCGAUUUCUUUUAACAAUGAUACCAAUAAUACAAUGCAUCUUUUAGUCUCACCAUAUCCACAUGUCCCUCUCUCGCAGCAAUAGCUACUAGGUGUAUAAAGGGUGUCUUAAAAUGUUAUUCAGAAUACAGAUGGUUAAAAGAAACACUGUAGUCUUUUACUUUACACAACCAUUCUCCGAUUUAGUUAUGUCUAAUAGUGACAGUUCAGGCUGUUGUAUGCACUUUUUGUAUCUGCCAUCAGGGCAGGCUGAAGCAUUUGGUACAUCCUCCUGUUGCUUUUUAUUUUUAGCUAAAAAUAUCCAAUACUGCAAACAAUUUCCCCUGAUGGUUUACUGUACUGCUUUCAAACUUAGCUGACAUGGAAUAAAUCAUUAGCAUUCAGGCUGAAGACAGAGCCACUGCAAAUAUUUAAACUAAACAAAAUAUCAGUAGCAAAAAUUUAGAUUUUAACGGAUGUAUUUUCCUUUCAGUUUUUAAAAGGUACCUUUAAUAAGGAGAUUGUUCUGCUCAAAGUUAUAAAAUACACUUCCAUUCACUUUACUUUGCACAGCUGAGCUGUUGACUCGAAGAUCUGAUCUGUACUGUUCUAUUUAAUAUUUAGAAAGUCAAGAUAAAUAUUUCUGUCCAUAGUCUAUAUGAAAACAUACAGGUUCCUCCAGAAUUAAAGUGGACAUGCGGUUUUUAAA
Sinocyclocheilus rhinocerous is the source of this 4379-nucleotide messenger RNA. It is a transcript of the gene ttc17, whose product is annotated as tetratricopeptide repeat domain 17. Gene Ontology annotation, biological process: actin filament polymerization; cilium organization. The record is from RefSeq and is a predicted model, not a curated record. Gene Ontology annotation, molecular function: protein binding. Lineage: Eukaryota; Metazoa; Chordata; Actinopteri; Cypriniformes; Cyprinidae. Gene Ontology annotation, cellular component: cytoplasm; actin cytoskeleton. The coding region runs from base 16 to 3348 and encodes 1110 amino acids. The transcript has 24 exons.